AUGUUCGAUAAGUUCCAAACCCCCCCAGCAAGCAUUAUAGAUGCACAUCACACGCGGUCUGCUGUCCUUCUUCACGAAAUGACCCAUUCCAAAUUUGCGAAGAGUCCAGUUCACUCGCCUCAGGCCAAAGAUUUUGCAUACGGAUGGGAGAGUUGCAAACUGCUUGCCGAGGGUACAUUCAACCGAGGGUGCCAGCCUUACGCUGGUCUCAAGGGAAACCUUUGUGCAGAUCCCAACGACCCUACAAAGGAUGGGGUCUGUAAUGCGGACUUUUCAAAGACCAAUGCGGAUACCUGGGCCGUUGUUGCAGCUGGUAUUUUCUUCAGUGAAAAUGUUGGCACUGAAGUUCAACUCGUUCCGCCCAACCCUGUGUCUGCUCAAUCUGUUUCUGAGCUGUCGACAGCAGCAAUUUCGGGGUGUGUACAGUAUAACCCCCUUAUGUCUGAUCACGGGAGUGCAUUCGAAAUCUAUGGUGUGGUUUCAUUUGGGGAUUCCUUUGUGGCAGGAAUGGGCACCGGGGCAACAACGACAGACGAGUGUCGUGUAGGUCAGUACAACUACGGUGACCUGAUUUAUCAGCAACUCCAAGAUAGUUCUGUUUCCAUCGAAAAGAAAGUCUGCUCAGGUGACACCACAACUGGUUUGGGACGUCAAAUUCAAGAAUGGAGUAGUCAAUCUUCUGCAAAUCUGGCCACUCUGACUAUGGGCGGAAACGAUCUUGGCUUUUCUGAUAUCGUUUGGAAUUGCAUCGUGACCCCAGCUACUUGGCACUAUGGAUCAACUUAUCGCCAAUGGUGCGUUGAUGCCGAGGACAAGGCACGCGCUUUGAUGAAUGACCAAGGAGAGAACGGCCUACGGUACAAGCUCAAAACUCUCUACAAGCAGAUCCUGGACAAGGUCGAACAAGUUGAUCUCUCUCUAUUUAUCACUGGUUAUCCCGAGUUCUUCAACCAAGACACCACGGGUUGUGACCAAAGCACCUUUCAUUAUUUCUGGAGUGGCUACAAGCCUCCAACUGAUACGUGGUUGAACCGCGUUGUCUACCUUACAACCUCUCUUCGCGCAGAACUCAAUCUGCUGGUCUCUCAGCUCAACGAUGUAAUCAUGGCUGCCGUUCAAGAUGCCAAUACUGAAGCUGGUUUCACGAGAGUGUACUACGUUGAUGUCCAAAGCAAAUUCUACUCGCACCGCUGGUGUGAGCAAGGAAUUCAUGAGCCUGACUCGAGCGCUCCGAACACUUACUUCUUUUUGAGCGGCUGGUCCGAUCUCCCUUAUGAUGGCGAUACUGUGACUUCGUCAGAUGCGAGUGAUAUUUCCUAUCUCAAGCAAAAUGGGAUCAAUCUGCCGGACCCAUCAAAUUGUAAAACAGCGCUUGGUUCGGAUCCAGAUCCAUGGCAGAAAUGGCUAUGCCUUGCUUCUAUCACUCUCACCCAAGACCCGGACUCACCGAUAGCAUGGUCAUAUGGAAACGCCUCCCAGGGCAUUAAAGAUGGAGAUUUCAACGCGCAGGAUGUUUCGGACUGGUAUGCUACCCGGCAAAUCAAGGCUUUCCAUCCACGAAGUCCUGGAAUGGAACUAUACCGCGAUGCGAUCUUGGAGAAAAUUGAUGCUACAAUUGGGCAAUAA
Messenger RNA from Penicillium daleae, 1626 nucleotides. Its product is annotated as SGNH/GDSL hydrolase family protein. NCBI's taxonomy places the organism in Eukaryota, Fungi, Ascomycota, Eurotiomycetes, Eurotiales, Aspergillaceae. Gene Ontology annotation, molecular function: triacylglycerol lipase activity; metallopeptidase activity. Gene Ontology annotation, biological process: triglyceride catabolic process. The record is from RefSeq and is a predicted model, not a curated record. The transcript has a single exon. Bases 1 to 1626 code for a protein of 541 amino acids.